GCCCUGUUCUUGAAUUAAGUUUCCACUGGAGCACCAAGAAACUUCUCAUUCUUUAAUGUGUUUCUUCCAUCCUCUAGGUAUAUAGUUAUUGUGGUUUGGAUGCCUGUAGUCCUGUAUGUCAGCUGGCUCUGCUACACUUCUCUUGGUCAGGGAAACACCAUGCUCUUCUCUUCUUUGACAACAGAGUAUUCCAUUCCUGUCCACAAAUACUAUUUCCCAUUCCUCUUUAUCCUGGGAAUGAGCCUGUGGUCCUUUGUGGAGUAUGUCAUCCAUCGCUUUGUCUUCCAUAUGAAUCCACCUGCUAGCAACUAUUAUCUCAUCACACUACAUUUCUUGUUGCAUGGCCAGCAUCAUAAGUCGCCAUUUGACAGAUCCCGCCUGGUCUUCCCUCCUGUGCCAGCAUCACUGGUAGCUGCGUUUCUCUGCUGUUGCCUCCUUUUGAUCCUUCCUCGGGCAGUGGGGCUCUCUGUGUUUGCCGGGGGGCUGUUUGGUUACGUCACCUAUGAUAUGACUCAUUACUACCUGCACUACGGAUCACCAAAGAAAGGCAGCUACCUGUAUGGACUGAAGACCUAUCAUGUGAAGCACCACUUUGAACAUCAGAAAUUAGGCUUUGGCAUCACAACCAAGUUUUGGGAUCGUCCAUUUCGAACACUAAUCCCAGAGGAAACCUUUGAGAAAGAAGAUUAACCACCCUGCUCCAUGUUUGGCAUCUGGCUCCCACAGCUCUAGUGCACUGGUCUUCCUUCUUUCCUUCCUUCCUUUCAUCCUUCUUGCAGUCUGAAUGGCUACCCAGACUACAGAGGGAGCUGUCAGCACUGCAAAGCUGUAUGAGAGGGAUUUGAAGCCUA
Molecule: messenger RNA, 851 nt
Organism: Gavialis gangeticus (Gharial)
Lineage: Eukaryota; Metazoa; Chordata; Crocodylia; Gavialidae
Gene: FA2H
Product: fatty acid 2-hydroxylase
Exons: 4
Coding region: 100-690 (196 amino acids)
Biological process (GO): lipid biosynthetic process; fatty acid metabolic process
Cellular component (GO): endoplasmic reticulum; membrane
Molecular function (GO): iron ion binding; fatty acid 2-hydroxylase activity
Source: RefSeq, a predicted model, not a curated record